This is a messenger RNA of Menidia menidia (Atlantic silverside), 2300 nucleotides long. The record is from the annotation of a GenBank genome assembly. NCBI's taxonomy places the organism in Eukaryota, Metazoa, Chordata, Actinopteri, Atheriniformes, Atherinopsidae.
UCAAAGUCCUCUUGUGGGCCUCAGACAACCGUCAGUCCAUCGGAACUGUGGGGCCGACUGCCACCUGCCUUUUCUUUGGCUCUCCAGCUGUGUCUCUGUGGUCUGCUGAUCUCUACAAUGAGGUCAGUCAGAAUGAGAUGACUAUGGAUCCCAUGUCCCACCGGCAAAGAUGGACAUACCAGGUUAUUAUCCACAGCUGACCCAGCCUGUUAUCCAACACCCUGGUAACUACCCAGAGGAUCUGGAGGGACCAUCAACAUCUCAGGAGCAAAACCCAGAGGAGGACAGCAGGGCAGAGUAUGAGGAAAGCUGUCCUAUUUGUGGAGACAAAGUUUCUGGAUACCACUAUGGACUCCUCACCUGUGAGAGUUGCAAGGGCUUCUUUAAACGCUCGGUGCAGAAUAACAAGCAUUACACCUGUGCGGAGCAACAAAGCUGCCCCAUGAACCUCGCCCAGAGAAAACGUUGUCCUUUCUGCCGGUUCCAGAAGUGUUUGGCUGUAGGCAUGAAGACAGAAGCUGUGAGAGCAGAUCGCAUGAGGGGUGGCAGGAAUAAAUUUGGGCCUCUGUACCGGCGGGACAGGCAGAUGAAACAGCAAAAGUCUAACACCGCUGACUACAGAGUUAAAAACGAAACUACUCAAGCACAUUGUUCACCAACCUAUCCUCACUUCAGCAACAGUCACACCGGAGAACCGUCGCCUUCUGAUGCCUUUCAGCUCUCCCACAUGUAUGCAUCCGGUAUGGGGCAGUCGGGUGAACACGGGCCUCUGGACUGCUCAGUAAACAACCCCAGGAUGCUGAGCCCUCCAUGUGUGCCAUACCCUCAACUCUACUGUGCCUUUCCUGGAAACCUCCACGAGAAAGGAGAAACAUCUUUUAGCUGCAGCCCAGUUCCAACACACUAUCCGGUGCAUUCGGCCCCGAAUACCUCAUUCACACUAGGAAGCACACUGGCAUCGUCCCCCUGUUGUGCACGGGGCUCAGCAUCCACGCUCCCCCAGGCCCUCGCCCAUGCGUCUCCACCAGCAGCUCACCCGCCCAACUUCCUGAACCAGCUCAUGGAGGGCGAGCGGGACGAGGGCCAAACCUGUGCCAAAGUCCUGGCCUGUCUGCAGCGAGAGCAGGCCAAUCGAGGAAAACACGACCGCCUGAACACUUUCAGCAUCAUGUGUAAAAUGGCUGACCAGACCUUGUUUGGGCUCGUGGAGUGGGCCAGAAACAGCAGUCUCUUCCAAGAGCUUAAGGUGGAAGACCAGAUGGUGCUUCUGCAGAGCUGCUGGAGUGAGCUGCUGGUCCUCGAUCACCUUUGUAGACAAGUUACUUAUGGCAAAGAAAGCUGCAUAUACCUGGUCACAGGGCAACAGAUUGAAGUUUCCACCAUUAUUUCCCAAGCCGGAGCAACACUGACCAGCUUGGUUUCAAGGACUCAGGAUCUUGUAUCAAAACUUAAGGCACUCCAGUUUGACAGACACGAGUUCGUCUGCCUUAAAUAUCUUGUGCUAUUCAAUCCAGAUGUCAAGUCAGUGCACAACCGCAGGCAAGUGGAGCGGACUCAAGAGAGGGUCAACAGAGCCCUCAUGGAACACACCCAACAAAGUCAUCCAGGACACUCAGACAAGUUUGGCCAGCUACUUCUCAGGCUGCCAGAGGUACGCAGCAUUAGCUUGCAGGUUGAGGACUAUUUGUACCAGCGCCACCUUCUCGGAGAUUUGCCCUGCAACUCUUUACUUGCGGAGAUGCUACACGCCAAGCACAACUGAGGGGAGGAUGCAAUGCCGCGGUGGAGUGCUCUCAACUUGCUGCUGUGAAUCUUUGUUCAGCCAGAGAUCAAGAACAUCUGUGAUGGAGUAAUAUAUGCUUCACUUGUGCCACUUCAAAGUUUCUAUCAACAGUAUUACCAUAUCCAAUUCUUCCAGAUUUGGGCAAGCAAAAUCAUGAAUUUUGCACAAUCAGAAAAAAGUUCCCUGUUCAACAAAAGAAGUCAAAUAUAAGGGGGAAAAAAGUCAAAUGUGCCAUUGAAUAAAGUUAUGUAGUUUCAUCAUGUGUGUUUCAUGUAAAAUACACUCAGGAGCAUAAAACAACUAAAUCAGAUCCAAUGUGUUGCAAAAUAAUCUCUUUUCAGAUUAUUUGUCUGCCAGAAAGCAUCGGACACAAGUAUUGUAUGAAUAAGAAAAUAUAUUUAUGAUGAAAAAAAGAAAGAAAGAAACAUGGGUAUGAAAAAACAAUGUGGAUAAUUUAAAAAUGAUUUUAUUUUCUGGUCCAGUUACCGAGGAAAGUCAGUUUUGUUUUUAUUUUUAA